Molecule: messenger RNA, 2098 nt
Organism: Osmerus eperlanus (European smelt)
Lineage: Eukaryota; Metazoa; Chordata; Actinopteri; Osmeriformes; Osmeridae
Gene: dnajb12b
Product: DnaJ heat shock protein family (Hsp40) member B12b
Exons: 9
Coding region: 244-1365 (373 amino acids)
Biological process (GO): cellular response to misfolded protein
Cellular component (GO): endoplasmic reticulum membrane
Molecular function (GO): Hsp70 protein binding
Source: RefSeq, a predicted model, not a curated record
UUUGGUUAAAAGACCAGGCCAUUCCGUUGGCCGAGCACCCUGCCCCUAUUUGUGAAAUGAAAGGUAAAUUCCUCAGACAUUUCUUGCAGAAUACAUCUGGAAUUACAUGGCGGAUUUUGACAUGGGGCUUGUCUCUUUGUCGGGUUUAUUUUUCUUAAGGGUUGGUUAGCCACCGAAAAUUUAAGGCAACGGGUGGGUACCGUGGACCAGCCCUGGCGUCUCAAACGAAAACCACCAUAAAUAAUGCUUGGUCCUGCUGCAAUGGAAGUAAACAGGGAUGAGGCAGAACGCUGCAUUGACAUUGCAAUCACUGCGUUAACAAAUAACCAACCUGAAAAAGCCCAGCGAUUUCUAGAGAAGGGACAGAGACUUUUUCCGACUGAAAAGGCUAACGCAUUGCUGGAGUUGAUUGCAAAGAAUGGAUUUGCCCCGUGCGAAAGUAACCUCUCAGGAGCCAGUGAAAGCACAGGCACUGGUCACUCAAAGCUUGGGGAAGGUGGGAGGACAUCUCAAGAAAAGGCUUCACAUACCCCUUCAUAUACCUCAGACCAAAUGGAUGCAGUCAAGAGAAUAAAACAAUGUAAUGACUUUUAUGAAAUUCUUGGAGUUAAAAAAGAUGCCUCUGAAGAUGAUCUGAAGAAGUCAUACAGAAAACUUGCAUUAAAAUUCCAUCCAGACAAAAACCAAGCACCUGGUGCAACAGAGGCAUUUAAAGCCAUUGGAAAUGCAUAUGCUGUUCUGAGUCACUCUGACAAAAGGAGACAGUAUGAUCAGUGUGGAGAGGAAAGAAAAAACCUGUCGAGACAAGGGCAAACCAAUAGGAACUUUGAGGCAGAUAUUUCACCCGAGGAUCUCUUUAAUAUGUUCUUUGGGGGUGGCUUCCCAUCAAGUAAUGCCAAUGUAUACAGCAACGGAAGAAUGCGCUUUCAGAGACCAGAGAGAAGAGAGCGACAGAGAGAUGGAGGCUUUGCACUCUUCAUCCAGGUUAUGCCUAUCCUCAUCCUGGUCAUUGUGUCAGCCCUCAGUCAGAUAAUGGUCUCCAGUCCCAUCUACAGUCUCAGCUUUCGACCGUCAGUAGGUCACACACACAAGAGGCUGACUGAGACCCUCAGGGUGCCCUAUUACGUGGGCGAUCACUUUACCAGGGACAACAAGGGAAUUAAUUUGAAGAACGUGGAGAGGAAUGUGGAAGAUGAAUAUAUCUCCAACCUCCGAAACAACUGCUGGAAGGAGAAACAACAGAAAGAGGGCUUGCUGUACAGAGCACGAUAUUUUGGAGACAACGAAGUGUACCUGAGAGCACAGAAGAUGGGCACACCAAGUUGCUCAAGAUUAUCUGAGAUCACAACUUCCAUACAUGGUUAAAAUAUGUCCUAUUGUAAGCAUAGGGACCACGUCUGCUUGGAUAAAAGAAAAAUACAUUCUGGAGAGGCAUUUGAGCACAACUGGGUGCUUGUUUAGGGAAAUGGGUUGAAAAAUUCCCCUUCCGCUGAAGUGCUCACUCAUCACUGUGUACUGUACAGUAGAGUGGGGGCUGGCCCUCGUUGACUUGUCUGGUGUCUCUGUCAUUGGUGUUUGUGUAAUUUAGUUAUUUUUGGUUUGACAUCCUACCUUUUAUGAAUUUAUCCACACAAAAACUUCAAGAAGAUACUGCUUACAAUCACAAGACCUCCUUUGUUGGCAGUUCCCACUGUCCGCAGAGAUGGGCAGAAAGGCUUUUGAGGUUGCUGCUCCCGCUCCAUGAAAUUCUUAAAUCUGACCUGAAGAUGCCGGAGCAUGUAGCACUGGCUGUGUUUCAAGAUAUAGAAAAUUUUGGAGGAGGGCCUACUUGUCAGUGCUUUUAAAAUUGUGAAUCCUUUAAUUGUGGCUAUAUUUAUUGGCAUUGGAUCAUAUGGUUGCUGUGUUUUGCCCUAUGUUGUGCUAUGUGUUUUAAAUUGGUUUUGGCUUGUUGAUAGUCUUGGCCAGACACUCCUUUUCCGAGUUAAAUAAAAACUAGGUUGUCCAUAAGCCAGUAAACCUUUCACAGUCCACCCAUAGUAAUACCAAAGUGUAAACAUCCACAGAAAGGAUGGAACAUUGAAUGUUAAUAAAAAAUAAU